Pelobates fuscus (common spadefoot toad) is the source of this 1332-nucleotide messenger RNA. Its product is annotated as torsin-1A-like. NCBI's taxonomy places the organism in Eukaryota, Metazoa, Chordata, Amphibia, Anura, Pelobatidae. The transcript is spliced from 5 exons. Gene Ontology annotation, molecular function: ATP hydrolysis activity; kinesin binding; ATP binding. The coding region runs from base 8 to 1036 and encodes 342 amino acids. Gene Ontology annotation, biological process: nuclear membrane organization; protein localization to nucleus. The record is from RefSeq and is a predicted model, not a curated record. Gene Ontology annotation, cellular component: endoplasmic reticulum lumen; endoplasmic reticulum; nuclear envelope.
GUCCUCCAUGGCGGCUGCUGACAGACAGAGCAUGGCCGCCGGUCACUACAUGCUGCUCCUCGCACUGCUCUGCUCCCCAGUCACCGCUCUGGAGCCAUUCAGCACGGGAGCCGCCCUCCUGGGCACGGGCUCGGUGCUGUACGGCCUGUACGUGGCUUUCCCGAGAUUAAAGUGCUACGUGAGCCGCUGCUGCGGGGAGGAAACGCCGUUCAGCUAUGAUGCACUGAAAAACGAUCUUAAUGAGAAACUUUUUGGGCAACACUUGGCUCACAACAUGGUCCUGCGGUCACUGAAUGUUUUUAUGAAAAAUACAAACCCUCUGAAGCCUCUGGUCAUGCAUUUUCAUGGUUGGACUGGCACUGGCAAGACCUACAUUACCUCAAUCGUGGUGAAAAACAUUUUUAAGUUAGGCAUGGCGAGUGAGUCUGUACAUCUUAUUAUGCCCACUUUACAUUUUCCUCAUGACAGCCAGAUCUCACUAUACAAGGACCAACUGAAGUCCUGGAUUCAAGGCAAUGUCUCAAGGUGUGAACGGUCCAUAUUUAUAUUCGAUGAAGCAGACAAACUACACCCAGGACUUCUUCGUGUGAUGCAACCAUUUUUGGACUUUAAUGAAUAUAUAGAUGGUGUGUCCUAUCGCAGAGCAAUCUUCAUUUUUAUCAGUAAUGCAGGAGGAGAGUUUAUUAACCGUAAGAUGGUUGAAAUUUGGAAAGACAAGAAAAAAAGAGAAGAAUUGGUGUAUAGCGAUUUUGAACAUGUGUUGUCAAGUGAACUAUUCAACAGUAAUAAAAGUGGAUUUCGGCAGAGUGAAUUUAUUGCUAAGGACCUGAUUAAUAUAUAUGUCCCCUUUCUACCACUGGAGUUUCUACACGUAAAAAAAUGUGUACUGGCAGAGCUAAAACGCAUGGGCUUGCGUGAAGAUGAGACACUGGCAAAUAAAGUAGCCAAGGAAAUGGAUUAUUUCCCAAAAGAGGAAAGAAUAUUCUCAACCAAAGGAUGUAAGAGUGUGGCAGCUAAACUGAACCUUCACAUCUAAUGUCUCCCCACCUGACUAUGAGCUUGUACAGCUCAUAAACAGAGCAAGUCCUGUCUCUAUGGUUAUAUGGUUAUUGUUAACCAUGUGGCCAGGCCUCGUCACCAGGCCACAUUACCAAUCUUACUCACUGGUUAAGCACACAUGCUAUAAAGAUCUAUGUGUCCUGUCCAGUAACAAGAUUUUUCCUGUCCCUCGUCAGCUCAUAGUGUUCUUUAUCUUGAAGAUUCCGGCUUGUUGCAAGAAAAGCUCACUACUGAUUACUGAGGUUUUAAAUUAUAUUAUGGUUGCAAUUAAAU